Coffea eugenioides is the source of this 1539-nucleotide messenger RNA. RefSeq lists its product as uncharacterized. The record is from RefSeq and is a predicted model, not a curated record. NCBI's taxonomy places the organism in Eukaryota, Viridiplantae, Streptophyta, Magnoliopsida, Gentianales, Rubiaceae. The coding region runs from base 1 to 1539 and encodes 512 amino acids. The transcript has a single exon.
AUGGACAAAAAUUGGAUGAAACUUGAUAAUAGACAGGACGAGUCUUAUAAACUUGGGGUGGCUGCUUUCUUAAACUUUGCAUAUUCUGGAAAGGCAAAACAUCUUACGAUAGCUUGCCCUUGUAAACAAUGCAAUAACUUCUGGAACCAUACAAAAAGUGUGGUGGAAAAUCACUUAUUUACAUUUGGAAUUAGAAAAAGUUACACCAGAUGGAUACACCAUGGUGAACAAUUUCGACAGGAAAUUAGAGAGGAUAGUAAUCUGGGCGGUGAUGAAGAAGGGGAUACUGACAGUGAGGAUUUAAACCAUAUACUCAAUGACAUAGGCACUGCACAAUGGGGGAGAAAUUGGUUUAGUAGGGAAGAUGAUGGUGAAGGAAAUUCAGGCUUGAAUGCUAGUGAGACUGAGGCCUCCCUAAAAUUGUUGGAAGAUGCAAAAAGGGAACUUUAUCCUGGAAACACCUUUUUCUCAAAGCUGUCUUUUGUAGUCACUCUUCUACAUCUCAAAACGAUGAACGGGUGGACUAUAAACUCGUUUAACUCCUUGCUAGAGGUCUCUAAGAAGGCACUACCUCCCGAAGCUGCAGUUCCUAAGUCUUUCUCUGAUGCUAAAAGAAUUAUUCGAGACUUGGGGUUCAUAUCUAAAAAAAUGCAUGCCUGUGUCAAUGAUUGUGUACUCUUCCACAAGGAAUAUGAAAACUUUGACACUUGUCCAAAUCCAAAUUGCAAAGAGGCCCGCUACAAGUCAAAGGGUUCAAAAAUUCCACGAAAAGUUCUUCGCCAUUUUCCCUUGAAACCUAGGCUUCAAUGCUUAUAUGCACACAAGGAAAUAGCUUUAGAUAUGCGGUGGCAUAAAGAAAAGCGUGUAGAUGAUGGUAACACCAUGAGGCAUUCGGUGGACAGCGAAGCAUGGAAACAUUUUGAUAAAUUAUAUCCAGAUUUUGCUCAUGAUCCUAGAAAUGUCAGGUUUGGCCUUGCGACUAAUGGUUUCAAUCCUUUUGGAACCAUGACAUCGACUUAUAGCAUUUGGCCCAUUUUUGUUGUACCAUAUAAUCAGCCUCCCUGGAAAUGUAUGAAAGACCCAUUCUUUUUCAUGUCAAUGUUGAUUCCUGGUCCUAAAUCCCCGGGAAAUGAGAUCUGUGUCUACAUGGCACCUCUAAUAGAUGAGUUGAAUGAAUUUUGGGAUGGUCUAGAAACUUAUGAUGCAUUUACUGGUCAGAAAUUUACCCUUCGUGCUGCUUUGCUUUGGACUAUAAAUGACUUUCCCGCCUAUGCUAUGUUAUCUGGAUGGAGUACUAAAGGGUAUCAGGCUUGUCCAAUUUGCAUGGCAGAAACAUCCUAUAUGCAUUUGAAACAUAGGAAAAAAUUAUGCUACACAGGCCAUCGUCGCUUCUUGCCUAUUGAUCAUCAUUGGCGUAGAGAAAGAAAGCCAUUUGAAUCUGGAAAUUGUGUUUUAUUCUGCACCCUAUAUCCUUUCUAUAUGGGACGUUGGGAAAUUUUGUAUGCAGUAGUGGAAGCUUUGCAAGAACCGUGCCUCUAG